Pipistrellus kuhlii (Kuhl's pipistrelle) is the source of this 1603-nucleotide messenger RNA. It is a transcript of the gene GNA15, whose product is annotated as G protein subunit alpha 15. Bases 392 to 1516 code for a protein of 374 amino acids. Gene Ontology annotation, biological process: phospholipase C-activating dopamine receptor signaling pathway; action potential; adenylate cyclase-modulating G protein-coupled receptor signaling pathway. Lineage: Eukaryota; Metazoa; Chordata; Mammalia; Chiroptera; Vespertilionidae. The transcript has 7 exons. The record is from RefSeq and is a predicted model, not a curated record. Gene Ontology annotation, molecular function: G protein-coupled receptor binding; G-protein beta/gamma-subunit complex binding; GTPase activity. Gene Ontology annotation, cellular component: heterotrimeric G-protein complex.
CAGACAACUGCUGGGACCCAGACUGCGGGGAGCCCUUCCCCGAGCCGCCCUGCCCCCCCCAGGGGCACCCCCUUCUCCUGGCUGCCACAGCCAACCUGUUAGGCCGGGCCGGGCAGGUCUGGGGAUGGGCGGGGAGCCCUGAGCCUCCGCACCCCUGCUCCUGCUCCUCCUCCUCCCCCACCGCCCUGUGCUGGCACUCAGGCCUCUCCGAGCUGGGCUGCCUGGGGGCCUGAGGCCAGGAAGCCGGGGGCCCCCAGGGGGUGACCCCCAAGAAGAGGGCAGCCGCUUCACGGGUGCCUGCCGGGAGCCCUUCCUGCAGCCGUCGGGGUGGGGGCACCCUCCCCCAGGGGGCCGGGGCCAUGCUGCCUUGCGCCUUCUGAGGCCCCGCACCAUGGCCCGGUCGCUGGCCUGGCACUGCUGCCCCUGGUGCCUGACGGAGGAUGAGAAGACAGCCGCCCGGAUCGACCAGGAGAUCAACAAGAUCCUCCUGGAGCAGAAGAAGCGGGACCGCGGGGAGCUGAAGCUGCUGCUGCUGGGCCCCGGCGAGAGCGGGAAGAGCACGUUCAUCAAGCAGAUGCGCAUCAUCCACGGCGCCGGCUUCUCGGAGGAGGACCGCAAGGGCUUCCGGCCGCUGGUCUACCAGAACAUCUUCGCGUCCAUGCGGGCCAUGAUCCAGGCCAUGGAGCAGCUGCAGAUCCCCUUCAGCAGGCCCGAGAGCAAGAGCCACGCCAGCCUGGUCAUGAGCCAGGACCCCUACAAGGUGACCACCUUCGAGAAGCGCUUCGCGGUGGCCAUGCAGUGGCUGUGGAACGACGGCGGCAUCCGGGCCUGCUACGAGCGGCGGCGCGAGUUCCACCUGCUGGACUCGGCGGUGUACUACCUGACGCACCUGGAGCGCAUCACGGAGGAGGGCUACAUCCCCACCGCCCAGGACGUGCUGCGCAGCCGCAUGCCCACCACCGGCAUCAACGAGUACUGCUUCUCCGUGCAGAAAACCAACCUGCGGAUUGUUGACGUGGGCGGCCAGAGGUCGGAACGCAAGAAGUGGAUCCAUUGCUUUGAGAACGUGAUCGCCCUCAUCUACCUGGCCUCGCUGAGCGAAUACGACCAGUGCCUGGAGGAGAACAACCAGGAGAACAGAAUGAAGGAGAGUCUGGCCCUGUUUGGCACCAUCCUGGAACUGCCCUGGUUCAAAAGCACGUCUGUCAUCCUCUUCCUCAACAAAACCGACAUCCUGGAGGAGAAGAUCCCCACCUCCCACCUGGCCACCUACUUCCCCAGUUUCCAGGGCCCGAAGCAGGACGCGGAGGCGGCGCAGCGGUUCAUCCUGGACAUGUACAGCCGCAUGUACGCGGGCUGCGCGGACAGCGCCGACGGGGGCCGGAAGGGCUCGCGCUCCCGCCGCCUCUUCAGCCACUACACGUGCGCCACGGACACGCAGAACAUCCGCAAGGUCUUCAAGGACGUGCGGGACUCCGUGCUGGCCCGCUACCUGGACGAGAUCAACCUGCUGUGACCCCGGCCCGCCCCGGGCUCGGACCCGCGCGCGGCGGCGCGCAGACAGCCCGGAGCCCCUGGUCGCUGCGGAAAGCCAGCCGCCCGC